Neogale vison (American mink) is the source of this 2686-nucleotide messenger RNA. RefSeq names its product sprouty RTK signaling antagonist 3 (gene SPRY3). The transcript is spliced from 3 exons. Lineage: Eukaryota; Metazoa; Chordata; Mammalia; Carnivora; Mustelidae. Bases 305 to 1171 code for a protein of 288 amino acids. The record is from RefSeq and is a predicted model, not a curated record. Gene Ontology annotation, biological process: multicellular organism development; negative regulation of fibroblast growth factor receptor signaling pathway; negative regulation of Ras protein signal transduction. Gene Ontology annotation, cellular component: membrane; cytosol.
UGAAUCCACAAUACCCAGCGCAAAAGAAGACCGACACAGAACUAUCUGUUUCUGGCUCCACUGCCAGUGAAGGAGUUUUCAUUCAGACUUUCCGAAGAGAGGUGGAGAACCCUAAAGACUCAGGAGAAGAAGAGCUCUUUUGAGCCAAAUGGGGCUUUAGUUCUUCUGCUUUCCUCAGCAUGGAUAAACCCUUUCCUCAAGGGCUUUCUGAUGUGCCCUAAGGUCCAUGUAACUGGAAGGGCUAUUUAUCACCACAAGUGCCACCCGGACCCCAAAGCACUCAGAAGUCAAGAAUCGAAGGAAAAUGGAUGCUGCCGGGACGGACGACUUCCAGCAGAUCCUCCCGAUUGAGCAGCUGCGCCCGACUCACGCUAGCAAUGAUUACGUGGAGCGGCCCCCGGCCCCCCGCAAGCAGGCCCUCUCCAGCCCCUCGCUUGCAGCGCACACGCACAAGUCCGACUGGUCCCUGGCCGCCGUGCCCCCUGCGCUUCCCCGCAGUCUCAGCCAGUGCCACCAGCUGCAGCCCUUGCCUCAGCAUCUGAGCCAGUCCAGCAUCGCCAGCUCCGCGUCCCAGAGCACCACCGCCUCCGACCAAAGGCUCUUGGCCGGCCUCACGCCCUCCCCCUCAGGCCAGUCCACCGUGCGAACGCAGCCCGGAGCGGGGCCCCACCCGAAGCUCGACGGUGCUCUGAAGGCAGAAGCUGAGCACUCCGCGGGGCACUCCGGGGAGCACCUCUUCAUUUGCGAGGAGUGUGGGCGCUGCAAAUGCGUCCUCUGCGCAGCGGCUCGUCCCCUCCCCUCCUGCUGGCUGUGCAACCAACGUUGCCUUUGCUCCGCCGAGAGCCUCCUCGACUACGGCACUUGCCUCUGCUGCGUGAAGGGCCUCUUCUACCACUGCUCCACCGACGACGAAGACAACUGCGCCGACGAGCCCUGCUCCUGCGGGCCCAGCUCGUGCUUCGUCCGCUGGGCAGCCAUGAGCCUCAUCUCCCUCUUCCUCCCUUGCCUGUGCUGCUACCUGCCUACCCGGGGAUGCCUCCGUCUGUGCCAGCAGGGCUACGACAGCCUCCGGCGACCCGGCUGCCGCUGUAAGAGGCACACCAACACUGUGUGCAGAAAGAUCUCUUCUGGUAGUGCACCAUUCCCCAAGGCCCAGGAGAAGUCCGUAUGACCUUCCCCCAACACGGAGCCAGAGCUUUCUCCUUCUUGCGCCCGUUAGGAAAGUGCGGGCCUCAUCUCUGCGGAGGGGGAGAAGGAGUAAAGCAGCCAAAGUUAGGGCCUCACCAGUUUUGCUCCUGCAGUGUCAGGGAAUGGCCGAGCACAUCCUGGCGCAGGAUGUCUUGUUCUUUCUCACAGCAUCUAUCCCACUUCUCUUCAAACUUCUUACACCUGGCCAUUUUAGCCAUGUGGCUGUCCUGGCAAAUUCAGGUGAUACAUAGGCAAGAGAUUCGGACACGGAGGACUGACAGAGCCAGCAACAUGGAGGGUUAGGGGCUCCCCAACAUAAUGCCUCUUGAUGCAGGCUCUGAGCAUCCCUCCACUGUCCACAGUGCCUUUGGAAACUCUCUUCUAAGACGGUUUUCAGGGGUGCAUGUGGAACAGUUCGAUAUUCCAGGGAAUCCGACCCCUUCCCCCUGUUUACUGCCCUUCUCUUCUCCUCUUGUUCUUUGUUCCUUCCCCCUUCAUUCCAGCUUGAUUCUGACUUUUCAUUCCGUGUCUUUCUCCCUCCCUCCCUUCUACUCCUUUCCUCUCUCUCUUUCAGACUGACCCAUUCUCUACUUGUAUCUCCAUCUUGUUUGAUCUGUCUUUGUCUCUCUCUACCUGUCCUUUCUCAACUAUGUCCAAAAGUGCUGUUUUUCCAUAGGUGUUUCCUUUGACGCCAAACUUUGCUAUGCUAUACUAUUUACUAAAUUUUAUUAAGGGAAAUGGAUUACUGUAAUGAACUGAUCACUAGCAAUAGUCUAUAUCCUGACAUGUGUGUGUGUGUGCUCAUAACCACACUCACCUGUUUGUGAACACACGAGGCAAAAAUUAAUCUUACAUUUCCAGGUUUAACGAGCUGGAGUUUUACUCCCUUUCCCAAUAAUCAACUUAUAGUACUGACAGAUUCCACUAGCAUGCAGAGUAGGAUAGUAAAUCAGGAUGCUCAUAACUUUGUAUGUCUGACCCAAGUGCCAAAGGCAGACGUGCUUUAUAGCUAAAUGAACAAAGCAAGGGACAUUACAGAGGUCUGUUCUCUCUUAGACUGCAUGGCUCAGGCCUUAAUUAUGGACAUAAAAAGUCAUAAAACUUUAGAGCUGGAAGGAAUCUUAACUGUUAAUCUAGUUCAAUGCCCUUAUUUUGCAGAUGGGAAAACUGAGGCCUGGAGAUAGGAAGGGAUUGUUCCCAAGGCCACACACUGAGAUCAUAGCAGGGUUGAGACUGGAAAAAAAGUCUUCUGACUUCUAGUUCAAUAUUCUGUACUCUACAUCACAUUAGGUCAUGGGACUUUUCUCUUAGGACUCUAUUAACAGUGACAGAAAGCCAUUGUCAUUCAAUUUUUCUGGAACCACGCCAAGUUAGUGUGGUGGUCUUUAUGCAGUGCAUAGUGGGUAGCUAAUUAACUAUCAGGUGUUGAGGCUGCCCGCAGUGGACAUCUCCUUUGACUCUGUCACCUGCAGAAGCGCCAGUGUGCAAAACAAAACAA